Nicrophorus vespilloides is the source of this 2285-nucleotide messenger RNA. RefSeq names its product UNC93-like protein. The record is from RefSeq and is a predicted model, not a curated record. Gene Ontology annotation, cellular component: striated muscle dense body; plasma membrane. The transcript has 7 exons. Bases 212 to 1714 code for a protein of 500 amino acids. Gene Ontology annotation, biological process: regulation of muscle contraction; regulation of potassium ion transport. Gene Ontology annotation, molecular function: potassium channel regulator activity. NCBI's taxonomy places the organism in Eukaryota, Metazoa, Arthropoda, Insecta, Coleoptera, Silphidae.
ACCUUCCAGUCGUCAACUCACACCUCUCCUCCGUUACAAGACAAACUAAUCGCAACUUGAGAUCAAGAAGUCGUGAAGCCCGAAAGUGUGAUUUCAGUUUUAUCCCCGUGUCUGAUUUCCUUUUUGUUUUUUUUUUUCAAUCUUUCCAAAUCCGGUUUGAAAACGCAUUUGAUUUAACUUUCAACGAACAUUCGAAAGUGAGAAAUCGGCGAUGGAUUCUCGUUUCCAGAGGGUAAAGUCGGAUGAAAAUGAGCCUUAUCCUCCCAGUGAGGUAUGGAGGAUCUGGAAGAACGUUCUGGCUUUGGGUUUUGCCUUCAUGAUUCUCUUCACUGCUUUCUGGGGAGCUUCGAAUCUUCAGAGUUCGAUUAACGCCGAUGAAGCAUUGGGAACGUUCACUUUAGCUUCAAUCUACGCAUCUCUAAUUCUCUCCAACAUAUUCCUUCCGGUCAUCGUUAUAAAAUGGUUUGGAUGCAAAUGGACAGCAUCGAUUUCCGUGAUUGCCUACAUGCCUUUCAUAAUAGCCCAAUUUUAUCCUAAGUUCUACACAAUGAUACCAGCAGGUUUAGCUGUAGGCUUCGGAGGAGGUCCUCUUUGGUGUGCCAAAUGCACUUACCUCACAGUCGCAGCUGAAGCCUACUCCCAAAUUACAGGCAUCUCUUCUGAUGUUAUUGUUACCAGAUUCUUUGGAGUUUUCUUCAUGUUCUACCAAUUCUCUCAAGUAUGGGGAAACCUAAUUAGUUCCGCAGUUCUUUCGAAUGGGGCCGGAGAACCGGCGAUAGAGAUCAUAAUGAAUGCGACAAAGGAAGUAAUGAACGGCACCAUUGGGAAUGUCGUGAAUGUAUGCGGCGCGAACUUCGAGCCGAGCAUCGCCGCCGCCGACGCCAACCCCAAUCUGGCGCCACCUCCGAUGUCGAAGAUCCAUCUCAUCGCGGGCAUUUAUCUUGCAUGCAUGAUUGCAGCCUGCUUGAUCAUAGCAUUCGCCGUUGAUUCAUUGUCAAGGUAUGACAAAGGAAGAACCGGAAGCGGCAGUGGAUUAUCCGGCACGAAACUGCUGGCGGUAACCAUGAAACAGCUGGCUAAUCCUUACCAGCUCUUAAUCCUUCCCAUAACGAUGUUUAUCGGAGCCGAGCAGGCUUUCAUCGCCGCAGAUUUUAACGCGUCGUUCGUCUCCUGCGGCUGGGGCAUCAGCAACAUCGGCUUCGUGAUGAUCUGCUUCGGAAUCUGUAACGCCAUUUCCGCCCUCUUCACCGGAAGCAUCGUUAAGAUCACAGGUCGCAGUCCUGUCAUAGCUUUCGCUCUGGCGUUGCACGUAGCCCUCAUAGUUGUCCUGUUGGUAUGGCAACCGGAAGAACGUAAUAAAUACAUGUACUUCCUUGUUGCCGGUCUGUGGGGGGUGGCGGACGCUGUUUGGCUUGUCCAAAUUAACUCUCUCAGCGGGAUUCUGUUUCCGGGUAAAGAGGAAGCCGCCUACAGCAACUUCCGGCUCUGGGAAGCAACAGGUUCCGUCAUCACAUACGCCUACAGCCCUUACCUGAACACUCGCAUCAAGAUCUACCUUCUACUUGGACUUCUCUUCGUAGGCGUUUCCGGAUACACGGCCGUCGAAUUCCUCGAGUUGAAGACGAAACACGAAAAAAUCGACGGACCGGUCAAGGGAAAGUUCGAGCUGGUUCAAGCGAAGGAGGGCUUCAAGAGCGGCGAAAUAGCCGAAUAAAAUAGAUUCCAUCAAGAUCCAUAAUCCUUGAAGAAGGACGAACGAGUAAAAGGAAUCACGAAUCUCAGGGACACGUUCAGUGCGCGUUUAAUUGAAAUAUCUCAUUUCCUUUUCCCCAUUCUCCUUUUUGUUUCUCUUAUAUUAAGACAAUUAUCUACGUGUAAAUAGGUUCUAUGUUUUUUGUUGGUAGCGAAUUAUUAGAUUUGCAGAAGAUGGGAUUCCUCCUCAAUCUCUAUCUCUCUCUAUUUCUCAUUUUCUCCAGCUCCUCGACAUCCGAAGGCCACAAUUGGUGGUAGUUGUAUACUUGAAAAUCAAUUGAGGUCUUGAGCUAUUUCCGAUGUAAUUUCCUCCAGUUUCCAUCUCACUUUCAUCGCCUCCCGGGAUGGAAAACUGAAAACGAGUUCUACUGAUGAAAAUCGCUGCAAGAGAUAUUUAUGUUUUGGUUAUUAGUUCAAUAUUUUUUUUCCCUAAAACUUUCAAUACACAUCUAUUUCUCAAGGAAAAAACGAUAAAUUUACUGAAUAAUCUUUGUCUCAGACAAAUAAAUAUAAUAAUAUUCAUUGAUAUAAUA